UAUACCGUUCAGCCCCUCGGCGAGAAGCUAGUUAAGCAAUUUUAGACAAACAUUGGAGUUUUAGCUAGCAGCAAAUUCAGGGGUAAUGAACAAACCCCCGACAUUUAGACUUUAUUUCACCGAGUCCCAGCUUUAGAAGUGACUUUUAAUGUUUUAUUCGGUGUAACUGAGAGUGAAGACUGUUACUGAACCGUCGCCAGAUUUUAAACAGGCGACUGGUAUAUAAGAUGCCGAUUCACUCAAAGGAGAAGAAGGAGAGCGCUCAGGAGGAGAUGGAGGUGGAUUAUGGAGAGCAGGAGGGCAGCAGCUCUGAGGAGGAGGACACUGACACUUCAUCUGGCUCUGAGGAUGGAGAGAGCUCCGAGAUGGACGAUGAGGACUGUGAGAGGAGGCGGCUGGAAUGUCUGGAUGAGAUGACAAACCUGGAGAAACAGUUUACAGACCUGAAGGAUCAGCUGUAUAAGGAGAGAUUAAGUCAGGUUGAUGCUAAACUGCAGGAAGUGAUCUCAGGAAAAGCGUCCGAAUAUCUGGAACCUCUGGCAAACCUGCAGGAGAACAUGCAGAUCAGAACUAAAGUCGCAGGUAUCUACAGAGAGCUGUGUUUGGAGUCAGUGAAACAUAAAUAUGACUGUGAGACUCAGGCAGCAUUUCAGCACUGGGAGAGUGAGAAGUUGCUGCUGUUCGACACGGUGCAGACAGAACUGGAGGAAAAAAUCAGACGUCUGGAAGAGGACAGACACAGUAUAGACAUCACCUCAGAACUGUGGAAUGAUGAACUGCAGUCACGAAAAAACAAGAAGAAAGAUCCCUUCAGUCCGGACAAGAAGAAAAAACCUGUGGUGGUGUCUGGGCCGUAUAUCGUGUACAUGCUGCAUGACCUGGACAUCCUGGAGGACUGGACUGCCAUCAGAAAGGCCAUGGCCACUUUAGGACCUCACCGGGUCAAACCUGAUGUUUGUUCGUCUAAAAGCGAGAAGCAGCAGAACAGCGUGCGCUCAGAGGACGGACGACUGCUGUACAACGGAGAAUGGUUCAGUCGAGGACAAAACAUCUGUAUAGACAAGAAGGACGAGUUUCCCAUCAGUGCUGUAAUAACGACUAUAAAUCAUGAUGAAGUUUGGUUUAAGCGAUCAGAUGGCAGCAAGUCGAAGCUUUACAUCUCACAGCUUCAGAAGGGCAAAUGCACCAUCAAACACACCUGAGAGCCUGGAGAAGCACACCACAUGUUUAACAACACUGUUAUACAGCGUGUGUGUGUGUGUGUGUGUGUGUGUGUGUGUGGCUCCUCGUUUUCGUUAUUACAGAUGUUAUUUUUCAUAUUUUUCUGUAAAACUUUUCAUGUAAGUUUUCUACGUUUUCUGUAAAUACACUCCGCUCUGACUGCAGCCUGAUGGAUCAGUGUUACUCUUAACUGUGUGUGUGUGUGUGUGUGUGUGUGUGUGUGAAUAAUGUUUACAUCUGUUAUAGCCAUGUGCCAUGAUUAAAUUUUCAUAUCUCGGU
This is a messenger RNA of Tachysurus vachellii, 1500 nucleotides long. RefSeq names its product BRMS1 like transcriptional repressor a (gene brms1la). The transcript is spliced from 11 exons. Gene Ontology annotation, biological process: negative regulation of transcription by RNA polymerase II. Gene Ontology annotation, cellular component: Sin3-type complex. The record is from RefSeq and is a predicted model, not a curated record. NCBI's taxonomy places the organism in Eukaryota, Metazoa, Chordata, Actinopteri, Siluriformes, Bagridae. Gene Ontology annotation, molecular function: histone deacetylase binding. Bases 228 to 1202 code for a protein of 324 amino acids.